AUGCACGUACCAAUGCUCCCCAUUACACCCCUCUCCUCUUCACUCCUCUCCUUCCUCCAUACCCUCCCCCUUCCCAUGCCCCUUCCCAUGCCCCUUCCCAUGCCCCUCCCCAUGCCACUUCCCAUGCCCCUUCCCAUGCCCCUUCCCAUGCCCCUUCCCAUGCCCCUUCCCAUGCCCCUCACCAUGCCUCUAAGUACCCCUCCCUACCUACGCCUCUUGGGUCGGCUCAAAAGUCUCCAUCUACCCCUCCCCGCGCCUCGUUCGUUUCCAUAUCCCAGUCACUCACCCCCUCCUCCUCACCCCUCUCCUUCCUCCAUACCCUCCUACGUUCCAUGCCCCUCACUCUCACCAUGUCUCCAUGUACCCCUCCCCACGCCUCGUUCAUUUCCAUAUCCCAGUCAUUCACAGCUUCUUCGUUUCCCCUCCCCCUCCACUUCCCCCUCCCCGUCCCCCUCCCCUGCCAGCCUGUCAGCAAUUGCAGCAACGGAAACCGUGCGAGUGCCUCGUCCAAUCACAACAGGGGACUUUCGAACCCCCUCCUCCUCCUCUUCUCCCCCCUCGUCUGCCACUACUCCCAACAACGAGUCGCAUCGGGGAUCGUUCAUAAUCAUGGAGCAUUUACAGCUGCGCCCAUUCGCCAUGAUGGAUCCAGCCAAUCAGGAGCAGCUGGGCCGGUCGUUGGCACAGCUGCACCUCGUGUCAUCUUCCAUGCCUGGGGUCCAGUUCGGUUUCAACUCGCCCACACGCCUCGGCGUAAUGCCUCUAGUCAACGUCCCCCUCUCUUCCUCCUGGCCUGACUUCUUCCUCACCCACCGGUUACAAGACCGCCUCGACCGAGUUCUGGAUAGGUUUGGUGACGAGGCUUGGGAGCUUCGGGACAUUGUGCCAAGCCUGAUUGAGGCGGCCAAGCGGAUUCUGACAACCAAAGCUAUGGCGGAGGUUCGGCCGAGCCUGCUUCAUGGAGACCUCUGGGUGGGCAACGCGGGUGUGCUUCGGCCGGGCGAGGCGGUGACGUUUGACCCGGCAGGAUACUAUGGGCAUUCUGAGUUCGACCUGGCGUUCAGAGGCUGGAAGCCGGCUCCUGGCUUCCCUGGCUUCACUGAUGCUUUCUACAGCGCGUAUCACGAAGUGAUCCCCAAGGCGGCAGGCUUCGAGGAGCGGCAAUGCGUGUACCAGCUGUUUCAUCUUCUAAACCACGUGCUCAUAUAUGGUCGAGAGUACUUCCCUCAUGCCAUGCAGAUGGCAACUCGCGUUGUUCAAGGAGGGGCAAUGCUUGUUUCUCAAACAUCUUCUGUUCCUUCCUCCAUCUAUUCUUCCCCUCCUCCCUCAUUGCCCUGGGCAGAUGGUAGAGAGUACUUCCCUCAUGCCAUGCAGAUGGCAACUUGCGUUGUUCAAGGAGGGGCAAUGCUUGUUUCUCAAACAUCUUCUGUUCCUUCCUCCAUCUAUUCUUCCCCUCCUCCCUCAUUGCCCUGGGCAGAUGGUCGAGAGUACUUCCCUCAUGCCAUGCAGAUGGCAACUCGCAUUGUUCACCUAUCAAAACAGCUCUCUGUGUAA
This is a messenger RNA of Closterium sp. Naga37s-1, 1554 nucleotides long. NCBI's taxonomy places the organism in Eukaryota, Viridiplantae, Streptophyta, Zygnematophyceae, Desmidiales, Closteriaceae. The record is from the annotation of a GenBank genome assembly.